Molecule: messenger RNA, 1791 nt
Organism: Zea mays
Lineage: Eukaryota; Viridiplantae; Streptophyta; Magnoliopsida; Poales; Poaceae
Product: putative CBL-interacting protein kinase family protein
Exons: 14
Coding region: 150-1289 (379 amino acids)
Biological process (GO): protein phosphorylation; signal transduction
Molecular function (GO): protein serine/threonine kinase activity; ATP binding
Source: RefSeq, a predicted model, not a curated record
CUUUGCUCAAACUUUUGAUCGGUUUGGAGAAUUAGGAAGGAUGGGGGCAUCGACCAAAUCGUGACCUUUCGAUCACAAGGAAAAACUGCACACGCCUAGGGCUCCUUUUUCCCCCCCUAGAGAUUGAGAUCAAGCGGGAGAUUUCGACUAUGAAGCUGAUCAAACAUCCCAAUGUGGUACAGCUGCAUGAGGUUAUGGCGAGCAAAACGAAGAUAUACAUGGUUCUUGAAUUUGUUGAUGGAGGCGAGCUAUUCGAUAAGAUCGUCAAUUCUGGAAGGCUAGGAGAGGAUGAAGCUAGGAUAUACUUUCAUCAACUUAUAAAUGCAGUUGAUUAUUGCCAUAGCCGAGGAGUGUACCAUAGAGACCUGAAGCCAGAGAAUUUGCUUCUGGAUUCAAAUGGAGCUCUUAAAGUUUCAGACUUCGGCCUAAGUGCAUUUGCACCACAAACAAAUGAGGAUGGGCUUCUGCAUACUACCUGUGGAACUCCAAACUAUGUAGCACCUGAGGUGCUUGCUGAUAAAGGUUAUGAUGGUAUGGCUGCAGAUGUAUGGUCCUGUGGCAUAAUCUUAUUUGUUCUUAUGGCUGGAUACUUACCCUUUGAUGAUGCCAAUCUGAUGAGACUGUACAAACUGAUCUGCCAAGCAUAUUUUUCUUGCCCACCAUGGUUUUCUUCUGGAGCGAAGAAGUUUAUUAAGCGCAUUCUCGAUCCUAAUCCUGAUACGAGGAUAACAAUUGCAGAAAUUUUGGAAGAUGAAUGGUUCAAAAAAGAUUAUAAACCACCACGUUUUGAACAAGGUGAAGAUGUUAGCCUUGACGACAUUGAUGCUGCAUUCAAUGAUUCAGAGGACCGUCUUGUGGCAGAGAAAAGAGAGAAACCGGAAUCCAUGAACGCGUUUGCUCUUAUUUCGAGGUCGCAGGGUUUCAACCUUGGAAAUUUGUUUGAGAAGGAGAUGAUGGGAAUGGUAAAGAGGGAAACAUCUUUCACGUCUCAAUGCACAGCACAGGAGAUCAUGACAAAAAUAGAGGAUGCAUGUGGGCCACUCGGUUUCAACGUGCGGAAACAAAAUUACAAGAUGAAAUUGAAAGGUGACAAAUCUGGAAGAAAAGGUCACUUAUCUGUUGCAACUGAGGUUUUUGAGGUUGCCCCAUCACUUCACAUGGUUGAGCUUCGUAAAACCGGAGGAGACACAUUGGAGUUCCACAGCUUCUACAAGAACUUCUCAUCGGAGCUGAAAGAUAUCGUGUGGAAAGCUGAAUCUGACGCAAAUAAUAAACAGACGAAUAAGUGAUACCCAGAGAAUCUGUGUAGCCCUCAUGAGGCCACAUUCAGAUAGAUCACCUCUUCGGGUGAUACCACCUGCUUGGUACUGUAUGCUUUUUUUUUUACUGGUACCACAUUAGCAGCCAAAAUCUCUUGUAAACGGGAACUCCUUCUGAAUGAGCGCAAUUGUACAAAACACAUAUGAAGAGGCCCUCCGUGAGAUGCUCCGAACACUGCAAUGGGAUGUCAAAUAGUUCUGAAUGGUGAGUGCUGUUUUUGCAUCUAUAGGGGCAUAUAUGUUUCCAUUCCAUGUGCAUGUACCGUUGUUGUAUGCGCAUGGGGGUACGUGUGCAGCAGGAGAGAGAGAACAUCUGAACGUGUCCUGAGAGGAAAAAAAAAGUCUAUGUCCGUUUCUAAAAUGCUUUGGUUGUCACCAGGGUUGAGUGCCUUUGUUUUAUGAAAAUGGACAAUGGAGAAUGAUGUAUGAAGCUUAACUCUAGUAUUUGGGAGUAAAAGUAUGUUUGGUUGGA